CUCUAAUUCACACAACUUCAAGAGAUUUAGGCAUCUCAGCCGGGCAGACGGUUCUCUGAGACCCAUCUUGUGAGACCUGUAAGGUAAAAACUGGUGAUAUUAAGAUAGUUAUUACUAGUAAAAGUUUGAUUGCGCUGAUGGCCUAGUUGGGACCAUCACCCUGAACAGCAAUGAUAUCUCCCCCUAUCUACAGGGGUUGGGUCGUGCUUGGGAUUGCUAUUCUAGUAUUCGUGCUCUGGGCCGGGGUCGUUACUUCGUGGGGAACAACAAUCUUGUGCUUUCAGCAGGAUGAAGAUUUCCCGUCAUCGUCUCUUGCAGCACUAGGUGCCCCGUUAACAGUCUACUAUGCGUUCAAACUUUCUCUUAGCAACUUCAUCUAUAUUGCGAUGUCCAAGAUUGGACAACUUGGUCUCAAGCAGGUCAUAGCUGUUGGACUGAUCUUGAUGGCGCUGGGAUUGUUGCUGACGUCACUUGCAAAUGAGCCCGUGUCUGUGGCCAUAUCAUUUGGAAUUUUAUCCGGCAGCGGCAGCGGGUUGGUUCUUAUUUGUACGUAUCUAGUGGUGGCACUCUGGUUCCCAUGGUCACACAAGUACCACGUGUUUACAACCAGUGCCGUGAACACCUUGCAGCCAAUUGGCUCAGCAAUUUUGAACAACCUAAGUGCCCAGAUGUGCUCAAAUCCGUCCCUGGGUUGGCGUUGGGCGUUCCGAAUAUAUACAGUUAUUCUCUCUUCUUUGGGGCUGCUUCUUCUCCUCCUGUACGGAAACCCGCCAGAGGCGACAAAUGAACAGCGAGGAUCCCAAUCAGACAAAAAGUCAGACUUUCUGCAAAAACCACCUUGGACCCUCGGCUCCAAAAUUGCAAUUUAUGUGAUCUGGGGCGUGGCGAUAUGUUGUAAGGGAUUCGCAUUCCAUUUACCUUUUGUUAUAAUAAAGUACAACAAAUAG
Messenger RNA from Lingula anatina, 947 nucleotides. RefSeq names its product monocarboxylate transporter 13. Gene Ontology annotation, molecular function: transmembrane transporter activity. The record is from RefSeq and is a predicted model, not a curated record. Gene Ontology annotation, biological process: transmembrane transport. Lineage: Eukaryota; Metazoa; Brachiopoda; Lingulata; Lingulida; Lingulidae.